Messenger RNA from Perca fluviatilis (European perch), 945 nucleotides. RefSeq names its product archaemetzincin-2 (gene amz2). The record is from RefSeq and is a predicted model, not a curated record. Lineage: Eukaryota; Metazoa; Chordata; Actinopteri; Perciformes; Percidae. Gene Ontology annotation, biological process: proteolysis. Gene Ontology annotation, molecular function: metallopeptidase activity.
AUGGAAACGUUCACUUAUCAGACCGGUCUGGCACAGACGUACUUAACUCAGAAAGUGGAGGCCGGGUCCCUUUCUGGGGGGAUCACAUUUGACAAAUGUAUCUUAAAAUAUGUACUUAACAAGUUACUGUACACAUCUGCACCCUUUGGGGAGGCAGGGGCCCAGAUAGACCAGUAUCUGGAGUGGCUCAGAGAAUACUGCCAGGCCUUCUUCUAUGGGCUUCCUGUCAAGUUGCUGCCAGCGGUUACUGUGGCUAAAACUAGAUGUUCGUUCAGGGUUAACAGCAAUUCACACAACCUUCAGAUCUUCACUGGUGACCUGCUACGCUUCCUGUUGAGUUGGAAACCAAAAGAUGCUUUUUGUAUCAUUGGAAUUACAAUGAUUGACCUAUACCCCAAUGACUCGUGGAACUUUGUCUUUGGAAAGGCUUCUCUUAGUGAGGGAAUGGGUGUUUUCAGCUUUCCCCGGUAUGAUGACACCUUCCACAGCAGCGGCUAUGCUGGGAGGUUGAAGAAAAGGCUUCAGCCAAAGCAGGGGGACUUCUCUGUGUUUGACAGAUAUUACACUCCCCCCAUCACCAGCACCCAGCUGUUGCUUCGAUCCUGCAAGACAAUGACCCAUGAGAUUGGCCAUAUGUUUGGAAUAAAGCAUUGCCAGUGGUUGAGCUGUGUCAUGCAGGGCUCCAACCACCUGGAGGAGUCUGAUCGUAGACCGCUGGAUUUCUGUCCCAUCUGCCUUCACAAGCUACAGGUCACUAUCGGCUUCAACAUAGCUGAUAGAUACAAGACCUUACUGCACUGGAUGGGGGAUCAGAGUCAAACACCCAGACCAGAGGACGCCUCUGCCUGUCAAUAUGUGCUCCACUUUCCAAAACCCACUGAAGCCUUUCAGACAUCCAGACUGUGGCUCCGCAGGUGUCUGGACGUACUGGGGGGAAAAGAUUAA